Molecule: messenger RNA, 5856 nt
Organism: Chrysemys picta bellii (western painted turtle)
Lineage: Eukaryota; Metazoa; Chordata; Testudines; Emydidae
Gene: SOAT1
Product: sterol O-acyltransferase 1
Biological process (GO): cholesterol metabolic process; cholesterol efflux
Cellular component (GO): endoplasmic reticulum membrane
Molecular function (GO): cholesterol binding; cholesterol O-acyltransferase activity; fatty-acyl-CoA binding
Source: RefSeq, a predicted model, not a curated record
CAGCCAAUGAGCGGCGACGCUCCCCACUCCUUUCCUUUGCGCGGUGACGUAAUGGAGGAGUGGGGAAGGCUGGAGGGUUCCAUUCUCGCUCUCGUUCACCCAACCGGAGGUGGAGUUGAGACGUAGGGGAGUCGCGCGGACACACUCCCUGAGGACAAGACUACAAUGGUAGGUGAAGAUUAUACUUCCAUAAGACACCGCCAGCCGAGUUCUACAGGACAUGGGACCCCUGAGAAGAAUGAAAUGCAGAAGAGAUCUGAGGCAGAGAAGCCAUUCCAAAACUCAAGCAAUGGUUGGGUUGAUGUCGACCAUGGGAUAACAAAGAAAAUGCAGCUAAUAGCAGAGGCUGAGGAGUUGAAGCCGGCAUUCAUGAAGGAGGUGGACAGUCACUUUACAGAGUUUGUGAACCGUUUGAUAGCAAAGUCUGUGCUUCUGGAAUCCUCCACAGCAACAUCCACCUUCCCUGUAGCUACCUGCUCAGAGAGAGACCUGCACAAAACCAAGGGCUUGAGAGCACCUCCAGAACAUGGAAAGCUCUUUACUGCUAGGAGGUCCAUCUUGGAUGAGCUGUUUGAAGUGAACCACAUCCGGACAAUCUACCACAUGUUCAUCGCUCUCCUCAUCCUCUUCAUUCUCAGCACACUUGUAGUAGACUUUAUUGAUGAAGGAAGGCUGGUGCUUGAAUUUGAUCUUUUGGUCUUCGCUUUUGGCAAGUUUCCUGUUGUCAUUUCCACCUGGCUCUGCAUGUUUCUGUCCACGUUCAUUUUACCCUAUGGCCUCUUCCUGCAGUGGGCCCAGGGCCACUGUUGUUCCUCCCACCGGAAAAUCCGCUCCCUCUUCUUCGGAAUGCUCUUCAUGCUCUUCCAAAGCAUCGGGCUUGGGCUUGGGCCAACGUAUGUUGCUGUGUCGUAUGCUCUACCUCCAGCCUCUCGGUUCGUUAUAAUACUUGAACAGGUUCGUCUAAUUAUGAAGGCUUAUUCAUUCAUUAGGGAGAAUGUUCCUCGGGUCCUGUCUUCAGCCAAGGAGAAGUCAAGCACCGUCCCAGUUCCCCAAGUUACCCAGUAUCUGUACUUCCUCUUCGCUCCCACCCUCAUCUACAGGGACAACUAUCCGAGGAAUCCCAUGAUAAGAUGGGGUUAUGUAGCUACCAAGUUUGCACAGGUGAUUGGUUCGCUUUUUUAUGCCUACUACAUCUUUGUGCGACUCUGCAUCCCUCCAUUUCGGAACAUAAGUCAGGAACCCUUCAAUCUGCGAGGGCUGGUCCUCUGCAUUUUCAAUUCCAUCCUGCCAGGUGUUCUGAUUCUCUUCUUGGUCUUCUUUGCAUUCCUUCACUGCUGGCUUAAUGCAUUUGCUGAGAUGCUGCGCUUUGCAGACAGAAUGUUCUACAAGGAUUGGUGGAACUCCACAUCGUAUGCAAACUAUUACCGAACAUGGAAUGUGGUGGUACAUGACUGGCUGUAUUACUACGCUUACAGGGACUUUCUGUGGUUCUUUGGUAAGAAGUUCAAAGCUGCUGCUAUGCUGUCUGUCUUUGCUGUCUCAGCUGCCGUACACGAGUAUGUCCUGGGAGUCUGCUUUGGUUAUUUUUAUCCAGUCCUCUUCUGCCUCUUCAUGUGCUUUGGAAUGGUUUUCAACUUCAUUCUUAAUGACCGUCGGAAAGGGCCCAUUUGGAAUGUGAUCAUGUGGACUUCUCUCUUCCUGGGCCAGGGUGUCAUAAUUUGCCUUUACAGUCAGGAGUGGUAUGCACAUCAGUAUUGCCCCCUGAAAAAUCCCACGUUCCUGGACUAUGUGAAACCACGUUCCUGGGAUUGUCAUAUUCAGAUUUAAAACCAUUAAACCCAGCUUUCAUCUUACCUCCCGUAUCUGAAGAUCAGCCUGUGCUCCUCCAAGGACAGGGACCAAUGACAUAAUUCACUUCAAAUCUUUUUUAAGGGAAGUUGUGCCUCCUGAUUAUUGGAGAUAAACUGUUUUUGUAACUUUACUGAGGCAGCCCAGUUGAAGUGGACUGCAGCAGGCGUCCAGGUAGCUCUCAUUGCACACCGCUCUAGUCAGUCAUUCCCAUGUCAGUUAUGAAACACUGAGAUGAAGGUCAUGUCCAUUGGAAUUUUGCUACUCUUCAUCCAGACAGUAGAUCGUCUGGUCAGACUAAGUAGAGCUCUGCGGUAGCCUCUGUUCAUCUGUUUCUUAGACAUUCCUUCAGAGUUGUUUCCUCCUUCGGUAACUGGAGACGUCUACAGAAUUUGUAUGCUCUUUGGAACCCUCCUUGUUGCUAUGGUAGUAUUAUGUGACAGAGCAACAUGUCUUUGCAUCAUAGUCCAAGUAUUGGUGGAUGGCUUUCUAUGUCCUCUGUCUGGAAUUACUUUCCACAGACAGUACAUAGGGAUUGAAAAUGGGCUGGGGAAAGUUAAUUUUUAAUGCUGAAGACUUUUUCUUUCUGUGGUUGCAGUGAAUGAUCAGUUGCUACUGGCUAUAUGAAGAUAUUUGCUAUACUCAAAAGUAGGGCCCUGAGUGCAUACAUUCUUAAAAAACCAAAAACUUUUAUUAUACUAAAAAAGCUCAAGAUUGGCCUCUAAAUCACAAGAGCCUGACCUCUUUGGCUGUCAGAAUUCCAACUACAGCUCUUCUGCCCCUUGGCUUUUUCCUAUUGUGCUCUGAAGCUCAUGUGACUAUGAGCAGUAGGAGUUUGCUUUUUCUGACAACUUCCCUCCCUGUAGCCCCUAGACUAAUCAAUUAUCUUAGGGGGAUACAAAACUGUCAAAUUAAAGUGAAAAGUUGUUACUGUGCAUGUGCACUUACUAUUCUGCAUGUUAGUAUGCAUUGAGUAUUAUGGAGCAGUUUGAAAAAAUCCCAUUGAUUUCAGUGAUUUGUAUUCUCAUUCAAAUGGCUCCACUGUAUACAAUGCCCGUUAAUCUUGCCACAUGUUGACAAGAUGCUCCAUAAUGGCUUCCUGACACAAAAGCAGUUGGAAAUAAGGGGAUGAAUCAAAGCCUUCCCCCCCACGCCCCCCAUCACUCUAAAUCACUACUUUUACAAUGGAAAGCCACAUCUCCCUUGGACUGUUGCAUCAAAAAUAUAUGGAGUCAGGAAAAGUUCAUGCCCUGCUUUGGGAGGGAGAGGGGACCAUUGCACUGCUACAAGGAGAGAGAGACUGAUAAAUGGAUAUUCAAACUGGGAAUAUUCUCUUUACCACAGCAGUUGCACAUGAUUGUAUCUCAUUGAAGUUCCCUUCCAGUUACUGUCUGCUUCCCUUUCUAUAUGGAGAUGUCAGUUCUGCACUCUAGGUUACAAAUUAGUUCAGAAACUAACCAUAUAACUCCUGUUUAUCUGAAUGGCAUUUAUUCAUUUAAGUGAUGCACAUCAGGGACACAAUUGAACUGUAUCCUACAGUAAUUACAACUUCCAUUGCAGGAAGGAGCUGAGUGAUAGAGAACAACUUGGGUUUCAUUAAGUACUGUAAUUUCACAGUUACUCAAAUGUUUUUUAAUGGCAUUUUUCUGAGUGGCGAGUUGAUCCUGUGCCCAGGCAUGGCUACCAGUGCUGACAAUGGGACUCUGUUCAACUGUGUUGGGAAAGCUAUUUUCGAACCUGAGUUAAAACAUACCUUCAUCAGAGCCAACUAUUUUGAUUUUAAGUAUUUUUAUCUUAGUUUUCAGUUUCUGUCUAAUAGGUAGGUCUCCUGCUCUCAUUAAAAGGACACAACCAGGUCAAAUCCCUGACAAAUUCAGGUUUUGAAUGUAUAGGGUGGAUUUUUUUUUAAUUCAAUGAAAGCUUGUACUAAAUAUAAAAACUCUUAAUUGUUUUCAUGAUUUUUUUUUUAAUUUUAGUAGAAAGAGUUUAACAAAUGUGUGCCCCCAAACAUAGGACAUUUGUGCUAGUAUAUAAGAGCCUGGAGGUGAAAAUCAUUAGAAACUUUACUCUGUUUGUUGGUUUUUUACUUCCACUAGUUGAGCUUGAACAGUAAUAAUGGAAAGUAAAUUAGACCUUUUUAAAAAAAAAAUGUGGUGCUAGUAAAAUAAUUUUAAGAGAUUAUUUUUAACCUGAUAGUGUCCUUUUUAAAAAUAGCUUUGUGGUCAGAUAGUAGCACUUCUCUUCCAUCUGAGAUGAAUUGAAGUCAGUACACUUUAAUCAUAGUUCUUAAAAUGCAAUGUACUGUUUAUGUAUGGAAAUCCUUGCACUCCCCUGGGGUAUGAUGGAUUAGAGGCUUGGGUUUCUUGAAGCCUAUGUCUGAUUCCUGCUACUGUGUCUCAGUGUUCUCAAAAGAAGGAAGAAUUGUAUUUUGAGUCUUCUCUGCCUACUAGUAGGACUCUAGGUAUAACUCUCUGGUGCCAGUUUACCUAUAAUGUAGAAUCUUGAGCGUUACUAUGUCAAUAACCUCAAUGCUUGGAGCCAAAGGAUUAAAAUAUUGCAAGCAGAAGCCAGUCAUUAUACAGGCAUGUUCAAUUGCUGUAACUGGCCUUUUUUUCUUGACCCAUUCAGUUCUUACCUUAUAGUUCAAGUCAUCUGAAACCAUGCCGUUAGAGAGCAUUAACAAGUACGCUACUGACCUUUUUUGCUAUUUGUUGACUUAUUUAGUGAGAUUUGAUAUCAGCUUGAAAUUCAGUUUUCAUGAUUGCCUUGGGGAAAUACUUAAGGCCUUAGACUUUCUAGCAAAAUUAUUGCACAUUGCUGGGCUAAAUGGGAAUUGAAGAUUUUACCCUGUUCAUUUGAAGAGGUUUUUUGUUUGUUUUUUGUAGGCCAUAAAAUCCCAGAGCUAGCAGUGUGGUGGUCUGGCCAGUGAUUUGGCCACUUAACACUAACAACCUAUUUGAAUUCUUACUGUAUACACAUAUUAAGUGUUCUUUGUAAAAUUGUGAAGCUUACUUCCACUAUCUCUUAACCAUCCAUGAAAUGGGAAGCUUCCAUUUUGGAAUGCCUGCCAAUACAACUCAACUUACUGCUCAGUAACAUCACAGAAAUCAGUAUUAAUGUGGUGAGAUUUUUGUACCCAGUUUCUUGCACAUAUGAAAUAUGUAAUAGUUCACAAGGGUAUUGUAUAUUUGUCCUUGUAAGAGAACUGUAGAUUCAUACAGAAUCUUCAUACCUAAUGUGUCCUUUUUGCUGCUUUUAAAAAAACCCAUCAAGCUAUCUAGCUUCCUGCGUGAAGAUGGCUUUAGAAUUGAAAGAAAUCCUGCCUUUGAUCUCUUAAAACUGUACACUGUUCAAUAAGGAUUAUCAAAAUAAGCCUAAUUGUUUUUACUUGCUGUGAAGAAAUCAGUGAUUUGAGGCAGGGUACCUGGGAUGGGAAGAGGCAGUAUCAACCUAUUAAUGGAACGUGAAUCAUUUGGCUUGAAUCUUUGAAUGUAAAUGAGCUGGAAGGAGGGAAUGGUGUAAAUGUGCCCUCUGAGAGAGCAUGCAUUCUUUUCAGAUGUCUCAGGGUUAUGCAUCUAGUCAGCAGGAUACCUGCAAGUCUCUACCCAGUGCACUGGUGUCUUUGCUGUUAAGAGUAGUCGACAACCCUACUAGUCUCCUUCCUGGAGCAGACAGAUUCUAAUCUCUUUAGUCGGAAAGAGUGGGUUUUCCCAGGCAUUUCCAUGGCAUUUCCAUGCAGGGUGUUAAGUAACUCCCAAUUCCAAGAAAGAAUUAAGUGUAAAAUACCACUGAGUAGAAGAAACUAAAGUGCACUCUACCUGUGAGUGGUAUGGACAACCUCUAGUGUUGUUGAGGCUGGAAUAGCUGCCAAGAGAUGCCUGUGGUGGGAGAUGUGAUUCUGUUACUGUCUGCAAUGUAUUAACCUGUAAAAUGUUCUGUCAUGCAGAAACGCGGUUUAUAUAAUCUACUGUAUUUCAGCAGUCAAAAUAUAUUUUGCUAUCUAGGAAA